Messenger RNA from Cylicostephanus goldi, 876 nucleotides. Lineage: Eukaryota; Metazoa; Nematoda; Chromadorea; Rhabditida; Strongylidae. The record is from the annotation of a GenBank genome assembly.
AUACCCGUAGCCGCGAUUGCAACGCUCGGUACAAUUCUCCGUGUGGAUCUUUCAAAUAACUCGAUAGCAGACAUCGCAGAUAGCGACGCGAUUCCCUCCUUACCAAAGGUCAGUCAUAAUCGCGCUAUAGCCCUCAUCAAGGCAUUGAAGAGCAAUUCUCCAGCGGAAAGACCAGCGAGUUUUUUUCAGCUUUAUGACAUCAACCUUGGAUCCAACAAGAUUUGCUCAAUCCAUUCGUCAGCAUUUCGGAAUGUAAAGGACUCCAUACAAAUAAUUAACCUCGGCCAUAACUGCCUCAACUCCGUCCCAUCCUCUUCACCGAACGAGCACUUGCACGAAACCCUGACUAAUCACGCUUUUUCAGCGAUUCGCGGACUCAAGCAGCUGCAGGCUCUACACAUGCAAAAGAACAACAUAACCGCUUUGGAGGCGCUCAAUUUUUUGAAUCUGCCCGUGCUGAAUCUGCUCAACCUGGCCGGCAACAAGAUCUCAGACGUUAACAGACAAGCGUUCUUGAACGUUCCACAACUAAAAUAUCUGUAUUUGACGAACAACAAGAUCUCAAAGCUUACUGCUCACCAGUUCGCUUCUUUCGAUCAGAUAGAGAUGAUCGAUCUGACCGGAAACGAGAUUACCGACAUACCCAGCGAGUGCAUGGCCCAACUACCUCAACUCAGGCAACUGUUCCUUGGAGGAAACCGUAUUCAAACUAUUGGCAAGAAUGCAUUUGCCAACAGUUCUAUUGUGAUACUGAGUCUAGUCAAUAAUCAGCUGAAGGAGAUCACCGAAGGAAUGCUAGAUGGCAUGACCAACUUACAAAGUGUCGUCUUUAAAGGCAACAAGGUAAGUAAGCUUAAAAUCUUAUCAAAUGCUUAG